Messenger RNA from Porites evermanni, 7924 nucleotides. Lineage: Eukaryota; Metazoa; Cnidaria; Anthozoa; Scleractinia; Poritidae. The record is from the annotation of a GenBank genome assembly.
AUGCAUAAGAAAGUAAUUAACGUUUCUCUAACAUGGCACUGUUCAUUUCUAAAACGCAGGGUACAAAAGCAAAUUUGACAAACUACUUUCAAAUUAGUAAUCUUUCAUUUUUCCACUUUUUUCCAUUUAAUUACUCCGCAAAAUCUUUCAAUCCAAACAUUUUUCAAAAAUUAAAGGAAAUCAUGCAACAUUAAUAAGGUGGGUGCUUUACAAUAUAAAAAACUGGAACCUGUAAGCGAUAGCCCAGCAAAUAAUCACUUACGACCUUCUUCACUUCCCCUUCAUUAUGCCUUUCAUUCCUUCUUCUUAGCACCUCCUUAAUGACAAUGGUUUUUUUUUAUCGUUACCUAGCCAAGACGAAGUUUUGUUCUUGAUUAAAGAAGCACGGCGGAACGAUCUUAUCGUUAUACCACUUGUACAGACAUUCGGCCAUCUCGAGGUAUUUUAGUUUCUUACAGAUCUCCUUCAGUACCCAUUAGCUUCUAAGAGCAUCCGAUUCUUUAAUUUGGGAUUGGACUAAAUAUGACACUCCUCUGCACUAUAUAUUUGUAAAUACUUUCAUUUUUUAAUGGAAAUUGUUUUUACUCUAAAAAUGAUUUAGCCUACGUGAGGCAAAUAAUCUAUGAAAUAUAGAUCUAAUUGCAUUUAUUUACGUUUUUUUUCUUCCUCAGUUUGUUUUAAAGCACGAAAAAUUUGCCCACCUUCGUGAGACAGCCAAAUACACAAACUCAAUAUGCCCCAACAAUCCAGGUAGGAGAUGAGAGAUUAAACAACUCAACUAGCAGAGAUAGGUUAAACUACUUUUCAUUCUCAGGUACCAACUUAUAUCUCUACCAAUAACAGCGUUCUUUCCGGUCAGACAGAGGUAUAUUGGUCUGUGUAGAAGACAUGGUUUUGGAUGGGAAGGGGGGCGGGGGAGGUGUGAAGAGUGAGUAGAGGACAGAAAGAAUGCUAUUUCUAAUUGAAAAGUGAUAAUUUACUUUCUGUAGUAUUCUUAGGUCAUUUCGUGUGUCUCUUAUACAUACAGCUAAGAUAUGUAAACUCCGAGUUAUACGCCCAAGUUGUUUAGAUUCAGGCGAGCAUUCUAAAGAGCAUUUUCAUCUGAUCAAUGGCGUUAGAGCAACAAACUGUUUGAUGACUACCUCACAGGUUUUCGAAACAGUCACUGUCAACAACAUUCCUAUUCUGGACUUCGUUCACCGUACUGGGACGAUUAUGCUUAACCUACUUAUGAAAUGACUCCAGGGCCGGCUCACUAACCUUUCACAGUUAAACACUUUUCUUUCAGAGGCAGUGGAAUUGGUAAAGGAAAUGAUUAAUCAGGUGGCAGAACUUCAUACGGGAAUCCAGUGGUUUCACGUGGGAGCUGAUGAGGUUGGUAAUGAGCCAUGUGAACCACACUUGUCUUUGUUUGUUUUUUACAAACAGAGGUAGGAGUAAUUGUUUUAUUAUUCAUUCAAAAUAAUUCCUAGUUUAAAAACAAGCUAAAACAUGCUUACCAUCGAUGUUAAGUUCAUCUUCGAUAGUGCCUGUUUAUCGGCAGGUUUAGGAGAUAAAAGGUUGUUCAGUUCUGCAAAUAUUCUCCAAACAGCAGAUGUCGUCCGUCGAGUUGUCUUCUUGCUGUUCUUGUUAUGUUUUUAGCCACUGAUAAGUGGGCUAUUUCUUUCUCGUGAAACGAGUGAAAUGUUCCGCCAUUUUGUAUUCACUACCAUUUCAACAAGACAACCUCGUCCCCAGGUCUUCGCAAAAUCUUCCAAAUUUGGUCGACAGUUAAAGGUGGUUAUGAUGAAUUAUACGUGGGAUUUUAGCCUAUCAGAAACAGAGAAAUAUUUUGAAUGAAUAAUAAUGACCUUUCUUCGUCCAUCCAAAUGCAGCUAACAAUUCUAGAAAUGUAUUUUUUUUUUUAUCUUUUCCUAAAAAUUAGAUACGUAUUUUAAACCAGGAAAAAGCAUCGAACAGACAAAAUUUUUGGACGCAGAAUUCAGUCAUUCAGUUGUCAAAACUCACCCUACAAAUUUUUUAGAGGGCCACUAGUUUAUUAGUUUUAUUAGUAUUUUGUGUCACCCACUCUAAAUAAAGUUCUUACCUUACCGUCUAACUGCCUGACACUUCAAGCUCUAACUGUUGAAUUCUCUGUCUGAAAGUGUGUUUAGAUUAUUUUUUGGGAUUUGUCUUUCAUUGCAAGGGGAGAGUUCCCUGGCUAUUUCAACCGUACAUUAAAUUGAUAACCGCACGCUCUCUUUCCUGAUUUGAUUACACCACAGGUGUGGAACCUAAAGACUUGUCGCGCGUGCUUGGUAGAUAACAGAAACAAAAGCAUGAUAUUUUUGCAUCACAUGGUUCCAGUUCUACAACAUGUGAGAAAUAAGGGUUUCACACCAAUCUUGUGGGAUGACAUGAUGCGAGAGUGGACAAUAGACUUCCUUAAAGGUUUGCUCUCUUUAUUUUUUAACUCCUCAAUGAUUACAAAUGCAGAAAGUCGUUUAUUAUGGUACAAUUACCAGCGGUUUCGCCUUGGUUCCCAUAUGUAAAUGUUACGUGCUUAUUAAUAUGUGAUGCAAAUAAAAAUCUCUUUAGAGAUUUCAAAUCAAAAGAGUUGCUGUUUGACCUCUUUUUCCUUAAGGUACGACUAAACGGGCAACGAAAACGCGCAACCUGUCACGUUGCAAAACGAUUUGAUCAGCGAUGUUACGCGUUUUACCACCCACAAACCAAACCUGUCUUGCAACAAAUCAGGCUGUUGCAGGUUGUGAGAAGUUGUUGCGGAAACUAGAGAGUAGCUGAAUUUUUUGCAACAAAAUCUGUGUAGGUUGCACGUUUUGCAACAAGUGACGUAACUGAUCCGGAUCCGGGUAUUGUGUGACUCCCGCUUAAUUUUAUCCAAUCAUAAGUCAGUAUUCACACGCAAUUCAAUUUGCAACAACCUGAUUUGUAGGAAGACAGGUUUGAACGUGGGUGGUAAAACUCGUUUUGCAGCAAUGUUGCCCACUCAGUUGCAUUGCAAAUCAUGGUACUAAGUCAAAGUCCUUUUUGCGAUCUGUAAUAGUAGUAUUCUUUUGUGUCAUGUAUUGCAGUGGUCGGCAGGUUAGCAGAGCCAAUGAUUUGGUAUUACAGGACCGACCUUAGAAGCCAUUUUCCCAAAGGUAAAUUCGCCAAUACUUACUUCGUUCGCCGUAGAAACAAAACUAACUUUUUGAUCCUGUUCUUGGGAGAGAGGAAUGACUUGAUUUCCAUUCAGGACUGUGACCAUGCACCUACGUCACUAGCGGUUUUUCGCUCUGAUUUUCUUGAUAAACGAUAUUUUGUCGGAGCAUAGCAGAACAGACCUCUUACUUCAGCUUGUAUGUUUUAUUAUGUAGGUCAUGUGAUAAUACUCUAGAGGACUUUUUCUUUCAAACUUCGUCUUAUUCGCAUGUACAUAAUUUAGUCAAUUUAAAGUCUAACAAAAUAUAGGGGCAAACUCCUCUGACACUACCAUUGGAAAAACAAUAGGUAUCGGUUAAAUCGAUACGGAAGCGAAGGGGUAGAGGUAUGGUGUGCUGGAAAAAUUAGUUGUGACCUUUGUCUAUUUUAAACUCUAAUUGAUCCACAGAAAUGUAUCAACGAUACUUUGAAGCGUUUCCUAAAAUGUGGACUGCGAGUGCGUUUAAAGGUAUAAGAUUUUAAUUUAUCACUGAUUUUUCAUUUAAAUCGAAGAAAUUGUUAGUGGUACCACUAAGACACGGACAUCCUAACUUACUUAUAUAACAUCAUGAUAUCAUCAUCAUCAUCAUCAUCAUCAUCGUCAUGGUAGCUGGAACACAGUACAGGUCAUCUUCCUUGUUAAUAUAUAUUUAUUGUUUAGGUGCCACUGGGCCAAGUAGUGACUAUGUAUCCAUAUCAAAACACGUCUCAAACAACCUGCAGUGGGUGGAUAUAAUGUCCAAGAUUUCUAAGACGAAUGAAGUGUUAGGAAUCGCAUUAACAGGCUGGAGCAGGCGAGUGUCAUUUGUUCUCUAACUUACAUUUAAAGCUUAACCUAACCACAGAUUGUCAUUCAUCAGAACGUCAAUUUUACAUAUGCUAUAUCUGGCCCCUUUUUAGAAUAAAAAGGCUUCUACGAAGUAUAUUUGCCAUUUGUUGUGACUCACUGGUUUCAUAGGGUUUCUAAAGCUGGAGAUAUCGACACGGGAAUCGCUUGUGUUGAGGCCAAGAAGCACGUAAUUAAAGACCUCUCUUCACACCAAAAUUGGGUCCAAUUUUGCUUAGGAUGUUUUGACAAGCCCACACUAAGCCCUUGUUGGACUUAUGUUGGUUUUGAUUCCUUCAUUUCAUUGUAGAUACGAUCAUUAUGGUACACUAUGUGAGCUGUUACCAGCAGGAAUACCAUCACUUGUUUUCUGUUUAAAGGCUGUUGACGAAGGUACGUUCUCCCCUGUUCAGAAGAUGGUCGUUUCAGUAAUUCUUGGAAGUAUUAAUAUUAAGUACAUGGGGCAAAUUAAGGGCGGUACCUCACAGUUAUAGUGAUUCUCCUUUGAGCCUCCUCAGCGUAUGCUAGUUUCAGUGCAGUUAUCGAGAAGAGUCUAUGGCUUAGUCAAAUAUGAAAGGACGCUUAAUCAAAGACGGCAACCUAGCGUUAACGCAUGAAAGCGCAUCUUCUAAGCAUCUACAGUAGAACCCUGGUAGCUCGCACUCUGAAGGGAAAAGAAAAGCAAUUCGAGUUAACUGGGAGUUCGAGUUAUCGGGGUAAAUUUUAGUGAAAUUUUGAUCAAGGAAAAAGAAAGUUCGAGUAAGCGGGGAAUUCGAGUUAUCCGAGUUCGAGUAAUCGAGGUUCUAUUGUAUUUCCUUUUUAAUCACACUUUGCCACUGCCUCCCGUGAUCCCAUAUUCACGUCCAGAGUGAACACAAUCACUUUAGAGACUUGGUUUUCGAAGGUCUGUUCUCGAAUCUGAUAUAAUGGUGAAUGGAUUUUGUUCUUAAAGGAAGUAAAAAAAUAAGAUUGACCGAUUGAUUGAUUAAGAGACAUAAUGGACAUACUUAUAAAUUGCAAGCUCGUCCAUACCGCCCGCCAAUAGGACGAGAUUUUAUAAAACGCAUUUAGAAAAGUAUUGAUUACUAUUGAGGGCAUCAAACCAACCUUGUUUGAGCUACUCUUGCCUUCCAUUGCAAUAAAGAGUGGAUUGUCAUAGACGACCCUCAAAUAGUUCUGUUUCACACAAAAACUGUGGUGCGUGUUUUGUAAAGAACUGACUAGUAAUUUUUUUACACUCUUCUCUCAAGGUCAAAUGAAUGAAGCCUUACGCAUAGCAAUUUCCAAGGAACUUGGUUUCAGUAACAGAAUUAAUCUGGAAGGAACUGAAUAUUACGAGUAAGAAUGUUUACUUCUGAUAAACGUUUGUUGCAUUACCAUGCAGGUACUGUUACGUUAACGUCUAUAAUUGGUGUCCAUCGUCGAAUGACCGAGAAAGAUAAGCGUUUCUCAUAUCCUUCUCAUAGUUUCACAUAAUCAAUUCCCAGUUGCCAAAAUCGAAUGCAUUCGAUUCUCACCCCUUUCCUCUAUUCAAAGUUGCCACUGCAAGUUUUGAAGAUAAUCUUUGAUUCUUGGCAAUGUUGAAAACGGAAAAUUGGGGCAUAAAUCACGCUAGGAUUAAAGAUAUACGACAUUGAUGUUUUUUGGCCCAAUGAGCUACAGUGUCUCAAUGUUGUUAUGCAGAUAGUUCUAGCUAUAACUCGUGCGUAUACAUACCCUGCAGUGAAAAGAGAACAUAUGGGGACUUCCCAGGUCAUGAGGUCUACGAGCUCAUUUUAAAGCUAAAGGACAUCCAUCAUGCGUUGGGGCUAGUCCACAGCACGUGAGUAUAGAUAUGUUCUUUUUACUGAAUGACGACUCAAUUUGGACAGACGUGAAAGGAAAUGAAGUGCUUGUAAAUUUCGACUAGACUGCAGCAUCAAUACAAUGAUACUGUGCAGAGGAGUCCUGAUACUGUGUAAAUUUAAUGAAUAAAUGUAAAGAAAGCUAAUAAUAAAAAUCAUCGUCAUCAUCAUCAUCAUCAUCAUCAUCAUUAUCGUUAAGUUACUAUUAUGUUUUAUCCACUAAAAGGAAGUCAAAGUUAACAGAAGUAAAUAGAAGCAACAGCUCUAUUCAGUAGUUAAGUAGUGCUAAAUAACCACAUACUUCACUGAUAUUACAAUGCAAUAUACGACAGGUCGAAUUCAUUACAGGCUGAGGCGAUAAAAUGUGUUAAAUACAGUUUGCCUCGAGAAUAUCUGCACACGUAAAACAACCUUAAGGAUAACUGUAAAGUAAUACGAUGCAAAGGGUUAUUAAGUAAAAUAAAGUUAAUACAAUGCUAAGCUAAGCGCCCCUCCCAGUGAUAGGCCGACACGUUUCUCAAUCUUACUUGCUUCGUGCUUCACGCUUUCUCGUGUUUAUGAUAUGUUAACAGGCAUUAUGCAAUUGAAAACCAACUAUAAUUCCUAUGUAUAUUUUUUAUUUCUUAAAUUAUUAACUUUUUUAAAGUUUUUAAAUUUUUAACUCUCAAUUUUUGGCCAUUUUUACAUCUGUAAUUUAUUAAAUGCAGGGCCCCACUGAAAACCAUGUCUGACGUGGGCUCCCUGUAUUAUUAUUAUUAUUAUUAUUAUUAUUAUUAUUAUUAUUAUUAUUAUCAUUAUCAUCAUUAAUACUAUUAUUAUUUUCUUUGCAAUGUAGUGAAAAGGGUUGGAUGUUGAAACGGCAGCUAGAAGAACACUCUCUCAGCUAUUUUCGAUUGCGUUUUGCACGCAUGAAAAGUAUGCAGUAAGUAUUGUUCACUUCCUUACCAGAGCAACACGGUGGAGAUACUUGAUUUCUUGUGCAGGAAUCUCAUUAAUUUGCGCAGGAAUAUGCCAUGAAUAGGCAUCCAUGAAUAGGCAUGUCAUGUUCUGUUUUCAUGCAGUGGCAAGAAAUAACCGGUUUGUUUUCACAGGAAUAUUAACGGCGAUGAUGUCAUGAAUAUGGGCAUCCCACUAAGAUAAGGGUGUUCUGUUUUCAUGUUGUGACUAGAAUAACCGGUUGGACAGGUUUAAACUUAUUUUUAGAUUAAUGAUCUCAAAAUUUUGGAUCGGCUGAUUUUGAUUAGGAACGGUGUUUAGCGGCUAUCUGGAAAUCAGACUGUAGUUUGCUUAGCUGUCAAGCACAAACCCGGUUGUGACUGGAAUGGAUACGUCAAAAUUAGAUAGUCAUCUUUACUCAAAAUACAUGUCAGGAGUCUUAUAACUUAGUAAAUAAGGGAAGAAAGAAAACGGAAGAAAACAAUUGGUACGUAGUAUCCGCAUCAUUUGAUGUAUAAUCCACAUCCGUUUCCACUAGAACAUCAAGGGCUGACUGCCGACACUGGUUAAUUUUAACGCACUGUAACUGGCAUUUAUAAUUACAUUAUUGAAAGCUAAGCGUUUUUAAAAGAGUGCUUUACCCUAAUCACUGUACUUCGGUACUUAAAGCUGUCUUCAACCCUUUUCCUUGCACAAUCGUCUCUUACCUUUAUUUCCCCACUUUUCUCAAAAAUGUACCCAAUAAAUUUGCAUAAAUGGUUCUCUUCGAGGAGCAUAACGUUGUGGAAUAAACAUAAGGUGUCCAACCUGAUUUUAAGGUACCCAUUUUAGUCACAACCAAACCAUCACUGAACCACAAAUUAAUGAUAUUCCCGUGUAAUAACGGGUUUAACCAGUGCUAACUAUACAACUUAUCAACGAUCACAUACUUAAUAUUAUUUUUUUUCCUUUCAGGGCCGCUACCUCAUACGCCGAAUUAAGAGAUGAAGCGCAGGCUUUACUGUCACAACUUUACAGCAAUACCACAGUCACAGAAUGGCUCAAGGAUAAGAUAGAUGACAGAAUAACAGACGCUCAAUUUCAAAUCAAUAGAAUAGAAAGUGUUGAAAGCAUGUUCGAAUUCGAAUCAAGAUAA